AUGGCAGGGGAGAACGACAUAGAGGCGGCUCACCUUGCUGGAGGCUCGAGUGGUUCCGGGGCAGACAUACUGCGUCGGUUGGUGUGUGCCGUGGCGUCCCGCGGCGUGACCCCGGCGGGCACGGACGGGUCCGGGCCGCCCGCGCCGCCCCGACACGACCCCGACCCACAGCUCUCUACUGCCGCGCAUACUGACAUGCUACUACUCAAUCUCAUGCGCAUCAACGGACUCACGCCCAAACACUCGCGGCAUGGUGGCAGUAAGCGACAGUGGAGCAGCAGUGCGGGCGGGUCGGAGUGCGGCGGGGGCGCCACGCGGCGCGGCAGCGGGGGCGCGCGGCCCCGCACGCGGCCCGCCACGUCGCCCGCCGCGCCCCGCCAGCGCCGCGCGCCGCCCCUGUCGCCCGGACAACUGCGACACCGCGACACUAGGCACCCCGCCACAUCGUGCUUGGGGCUAAGCUUCACGUCGACUCCCCCGGGGACCCCGGAGCGCUCCGCGCUGUCCCCCGUGUCCUCGCUGGCCCUGCACGACUACUGGCCGUCGGUGUCCUCGGUCAGCGACGCGGACGACGUGGAGGCCGUCCUCGAUUACAACGACACGUUGUUCGACAUGUUGCUGAACAGCCUGGCUAUAGACGGCGCGGCGGGCGAGGCGCUGGGCGCGGAGGCCCGGCCGCCCACGCCGCCCGUGCAGCCGUGGAGCCCGGCCGCCGCGCCGCCCGCGCCCGCGCAGCCCCCCGACCGCGCGGAUUGACCGCAGCGCGCCCGGGCCCACCACCAUCACCGCUACCGCCGCGAGUACCAUCACUAAACUACCGGUGUACACGCGCCCCCCUGGCGCCAGCGCGCCGCCUGCCUGGCGCCAGGGUAGCGGUGUCCCCGCCGCACCCGACCCUCGCUCGCCGUCGAAGUCGCGGCUGACGUCCCGUGACGUAGUGGGCCGGCGCCGAAUGUAUCGACAGGCAGGCCGCCUCCCCGGCCGCUCCCAGUGGCUCUCCGGUCGCUCCCAGUAGCUCCUCGGUCGCUCCCCGUCGCUCCCCGCGCUCUAUCUUAUGUUCCUCCGAGUGGUGGAUCUGAGCUCGCCUCUCAGUUCUAGGAACGUUUUAUUAGAUUUAAUUUGGCACGAUUAUACUCUUUAUGAUAUUUGAGUGUGCCACCUCUUAAGUUUUUUGAGGGAUUCGUGUCUCCUCGUCACUUAGGUAGUUAGAUAACCACGUAUAAAAAGUACGGGCAUUAGGUAAAAGACUCAAAAUUGAAACGAUCUCUUUAUAUUUAUUUUUUUAGUAAUUAUUAAUGUUUAUCAGUACAAUUUAUUACUAGGGUGAAACGAGUCUGAUUCGCCCGCUAAAAUAUUAAAGUGCUAUUUUUUUUCUAUGAUAUGAAAUAUUUUUGUAAUUCCCAACCUCGUCAUUGUCCUAAAACGCUUGCUAGAAUUUGCAUUUACUUUAAAAGUCUGUUUACUAAGAACUAUAUCCCAAUCUCAGCUCACUAAGCGCUUGCUAUCAUGCCGGGAGUAAUAUAUCCCCUCGACUGUCGAUCGACCAUCUCCUGGUCGAUAUCUAAUCGUGCUCAUCUGUCGGACGCCAGCUGCUGGUCGAUCGUUGCCGCCGUAU
Messenger RNA from Spodoptera littoralis (African cotton leafworm), 1615 nucleotides. The record is from the annotation of a GenBank genome assembly. Lineage: Eukaryota; Metazoa; Arthropoda; Insecta; Lepidoptera; Noctuidae.